This is a messenger RNA of Nasonia vitripennis (jewel wasp), 3375 nucleotides long. RefSeq names its product protein inturned (gene in). Bases 506 to 3289 code for a protein of 927 amino acids. NCBI's taxonomy places the organism in Eukaryota, Metazoa, Arthropoda, Insecta, Hymenoptera, Pteromalidae. The transcript has 10 exons. Gene Ontology annotation, cellular component: cytoplasm; cilium. Gene Ontology annotation, molecular function: protein binding. The record is from RefSeq and is a predicted model, not a curated record. Gene Ontology annotation, biological process: establishment of planar polarity; cilium assembly; nervous system development.
UACUUUUAAGACAGUUGUAUUUUGUUUUAAUCUACAUUUGAAUUGCUUUUAAAAUGUUUAAAAUGUUUAAUCAAUUUUUAUUUAUCAGAUAUGAUUAAUAAAAAAGAGUUUAGAAUGAAAAGUUGUAUUUUUUUCCAUGAUAUAUUGAAUGUUAUACCUAUACAAAUAUAGAUAUACUACACUUGCAUUGUUACCAGUCAAGCCCCCGCAUGACCGGUUUCUUAAUCCCUUCCCUUCCACACCUAUGCUACUACCUAUAUAUAUAUAUGUGUGUGUGUAUAUAUAUACUGUUCACCUGUGAAUCGGGAUAUGCAUGUCCCUGUUUGCACACCAAUGGCGACGCGCGCCCAAGCGUACACAAAUCAUGUGGAUGUAAAUACCUGUACUGAUUAAAUAAAUAUUUAAAACUAUUACAAUGUCGAGACUUAUUCGUUAUUUUGUAAUUUAAAUUUUCAAUAAUGAAAUUUUUUAUUCAUCAAAUGGUUACGAUAUUUUUCUAUAAAAAAUGAAUAGUUUGAAAGACAAAAGUUCUGUUUAUCAACAUGAAGAGCAAACUUCUGGAUAUGUCAGAAAUGAGAAGAAUCCUGUGGAUGAAGAGCAUGAAUGUUGGGCCAGUGAUAGUGGUUCUAGUUCAGGAUCUUAUUACUCAAACAGUUCAAGUUCAGCUAUCGAAUGGGAAUCUGAAAUAAGUCCAUCAGGAGAAGUUUUUUAUAUUGAAUCAUUAUCAGAAUCAUUUUCUGCUCAAAACAAAAUUUGUGAAAGUAACCAAUAUAUUUCUCCUCCACCUGAAUUGACUCGGCGUAGAAGCACAAGAGCUGGAAAAUUGAUACGUUUGAUAAAACGUAAGGAGAGUUACAGGCACAGCGUGAGAAUAAAUGGCUUGGCUUCAGAAUUAAAACAAAAUCAUGAGUCCAUUAAUAAACUUAAUAAACAAAGGGAAACUGCUUUGGAAGAUUUCACAAAAGGAGAAAAGUACAUAGUUAAUAUUUGGAUAGAUCCGGAAAAAAGACAUAAGCUUGGGAGACGGGCUACAACAUGUGAGGCUUAUUUAGGAAUUAUUCCACGAAUAGCAUCAGACAAAUCAAAGAUUAUAGUAGCUGGAUUUGUACCCGAUGGCGAAGCUUUAAAGAGUAAAAAUAUUAGAGUAGGUGACUGGCUUCAAAAUAUAAAUUCAAAGGAAAUCAAUAAUCACAAUAUAGAUGAAAUACUUUCUGGAAUUGUUUCUCCAACAAGUGUGGUUUGCCAAUUUCAAAGGACAUCUGUUGAAACAAAUUAUGAAAAUUCAUCACCAACUAUGAGUUGCCCCAAUCAAUCAUUAUUAGCAAGACAAUUAGUUGAUAAAGAAGAAAGUAAAAUUCUCAUGGAUUCUUUAAUAAAAGACUCUCUAGGUGUGGUCUGCAUGAAAAUCACAGAAUUUUCAGAGAAUGACACAGACUUGCAGGGUAUAUUAUAUUCAUUUCCUAAAUCAAAGAAUAAGAAUGUGCACUCUUUUCUUUCAACAACAAAAGGAGCAUUUGUCACAUUGAAUCAUAUGCUACCAGAUAUUAUUGGACCUCAACCUGUUAGUACAACUGUGAUGUCUUCCAAUGGCUUGGCACACAUUAUCUAUUUUUGCUAUGAAGAACAACUGUUACUGAUAUGUAUACCAGACAAAUGUUGUAACAAACAAGAAGCCAUGGAACUUUCAAAGGAUAUUGUAUGCUCUUUGGCUUUCACAAAUGAAAGUGUACCCAAGUGCUUUGAAAUAGAAGAUAAUCACUUAUAUUUAGAUCACUUCUUUUAUCUUUUCUUUUCUCGACUUUACAAAGACAAGCUCACAAUGACUAAAAGUAGUUCAGAAAAUCUGAAAAACAGUACAAAUGUAGAUGAUAUAAGGCAAACUGAUUUUAACUUCUUAUUACCAGCUGUCCAGUCAAUAGAACUGCCAAGAGAUGCUCAAAUACAAAUUGAUGCAGCUCUGACUGAAAUGGAAGCAAUGGAUUAUAGAGAUUGGAAUCAUGACCCUAUGGAAUGUCAAAGAUUAUACACAAUUUUAGGUAGUUGUUUAUACCACAAAAGAUAUCUGCUUGGAUCUCAUCUUCCUGCUGAAGAUCUUGUUCAAGUGCAUUCAUUUUUAAGACGACAUGGUCUGAUCAAUCUUAUGAAUAGUGAACAAGUUAAAUCUCUUAUUGUUUGGAAAAGAAUAUAUCCUGCAUCCUGUGUGAAUAGAAAAAUAGCAUGGGAAGAGGAUAAUGUUUACCCAUUAGCAGAUAGAUGGUUUUUACUUAUUGUUGGAUAUGGACAUGAUCUGCUUGUAGUAGUUCUUGAAUCAGGGGGUUGUACAGCAGUAUUUGAAGGGAACUCUGGUCCAGAUAUAUUCUAUGUCGAAGAGGCUCAAGAAACUCUCAAACAUAUCAGGAAAAUUGGUAUAUCAAUGCUGGCAGAAAAAUGGAUCAAUGCCAAUGCUAAACCAGAAAUCAUUACACCACAAAAAGAGUCAAUGUCAUCAAAAAUGCCUUUAAGUAUUGCUGAAAAUCUGGUUGGUUUCAUUAAGACAAAUCAAUCUAAAUCUUUGAGUAAUUUAUCUUCCAAUACAAUCAAGUCUACCUAUGACAAUACAAGUUUUACAAAGAGUAGAAAUUAUGAAGAAUCUAGACUUGAACUAAAUUCUGCAUAUUCUUUAGAAACUCGAGAUUCUCGAGAUUCACCAAGUCAAGAUUCACUCAGUCAAGUUAGUGAAAUGAGUGAUCAGGCUGCACCAAUUUUGGGAAGACGAGCAACAAGAGAGAGAACUAAUAUGAUAGCAUCAAGACAUUCUGAUGAUAGUGAUUCAGACCUAGAUAAUGAACAACUGGGUAUUUCUGAUAUAAGUAACAUUCGAGAAAACCUACUUAAUCAAGCAGAAUACAUUAUACCUAAAGUCAUUACAACAGGUGACAAGAAUUCUCUACUGUACUAUGUUCAUAUAGAUUUAUUUGAAGGUAUUCUUGUCUCUUCAAAACUAAAUCAAUUGGAUCCAGAAUUCCUUUCAAAUAUAAAUAUCUGUAGCCAAACUAUUCAUAAAUUAUUAAGUGAUACAAAAAGAUACAAAAAAUUGUUAAGUCAUGAUGCAGGAAAAGCUGUAAUAAACAAAAGUUUAAUUGCCAUAAAAGAACAUGGCAUUCUUUUUGAAUGGGAAAAUUGUAUAUAUUGGGUAGUUGGACGAUUAUACACUACUCCAAGACCGAAAGAAUUGUAUAUAUGCUAUCAAGAUUGCACACCACAAAAUCUAAUUGAAAUGGCUUUUAGAUUACAGUCCACUCACUAUUAAAUAAAUGUAUUUAGUUUUAUUAUAAAAAUAAUUAUAACUAUAUUUUUUACUUUAUACAAAAAUAAAUAUUUAUAUUUUUAAAUCAA